Rhipicephalus sanguineus (brown dog tick) is the source of this 2409-nucleotide messenger RNA. Its product is annotated as phospholipid-transporting ATPase ABCA3-like. Gene Ontology annotation, molecular function: lipid carrier activity; ATP binding; ATP hydrolysis activity. Gene Ontology annotation, cellular component: intracellular membrane-bounded organelle; membrane. Gene Ontology annotation, biological process: transmembrane transport; lipid transport. Bases 1 to 2409 code for a protein of 802 amino acids. Lineage: Eukaryota; Metazoa; Arthropoda; Arachnida; Ixodida; Ixodidae. The record is from RefSeq and is a predicted model, not a curated record. The transcript has 9 exons.
AUGACACGAUCGUUCAGCGCCCUCUUCCACAAGCGGCGGCUAAGCUUCGUGCGCAGCUGGGACCUCUAUCUCGUUUUCUUCCUGGGGCCUCUUGCGAUUUUAGCGCUGGCUACGUGGCUCGCACCACAAGAGAGCCUAUUGAAGACUCUUAAGCAGCAGGAGCAGACCCUGGACAUCCCGAUCAGACUGAGCACCCACUUCCCGGACUCCACAGUCGUACUCGGCGAGUCACCGGCAACAGAUGUGAGCAAAGCACUAGGGGUGCUCAUUGAGUCCCAAGGCUGCACCGUGCGCACCACUAAAGAUGUCAUGAAGGAGCUCAGCGACAUUAUUGAAGAUGACUUCGCAGGCUACAUCAUGACGUAUCCAAUGGCCGUGGCUUUUCAGUCUAACACCAUACGCAUGAUGCCCAACCCGACGAGCGCCGCCACAUCUCCGAUCAUCAUGAACCUUGUGUACACCGCCUGGUUGCGAGUACUCGCGGCGCAGCCGACGCUGCAGAACAACAUCACGGUCACUUACCUGGUCGCCAUUCCGUACCAGCCCCUAGCCCUCGUUUUUAUAUCGAGAUUAAAGGGCUGGUUGUACUGGGUGAUCGAGGCGGCGCUGACCUACACGAUGUCCUUCGCCGCGUACGCCUCGUUUCCUGUGGACGAGCGACUGAGCGGCGCUCGGGACGUGCAACUCAUGACGGGCAUCUUUGGCACAGAGUUCAUCUUUGCCCACUUCGUGUUUGACUUCCUUUGCCACUUCAUCUACUGUGUGUCAUGGUGCUUCAUUCACUACAUCUUCAGCUUCUACUCGUUAGGCACAGCCGCUCUUCUGUUCAGUGCCCUUUUGUCAUUUGGGCCAGUGGCUAUUGGCAUUUGCUACGUGAUGGCGGAGUACUCGAGUGCUUCAGGUUCUGCAGUGGCCACGGUUUUCCUACUGUUCUAUAUCGGAGGUGCCAUCGUCACCGCAGCAAGCACAUUCUUUACCAUCAUGGAGCUGCCCGAAUAUACGCAAGUCCUUCUGUACGCCGUGCCUCCAUACGCUCUUCUGUCCCUGCUUAACAAGAUAUGGAACAAUGAGGACAAGAGCCUCCAGUGUAUCGGACCAAACUGCGAGGAAGGCUUGCUCGAGUUCAACACCGACGGAGUGGGCUUCGAGUUUUCCUUCCUACUUGCUGAAGGCCUGCUGUUCUUGGCGUUUAUGAUAUUCAAGACGUCGGGUUACUUGAGUGCCGGAGACAACUUCCCGGGCAAGGAGGAAGCCGCCGACAAGGACGUCGCUGAUGAGAGGAAGAAAGUGGAGGCUGCGAUUCAGAAAGGAGACUACAUCACCAACUCCAUGCUAGUAUGGAGGUUGCACAAACACUUCGGGGACUUGCACGCCGUCCGGGGAAUCUACGUGGCACUGCAGCCGUCCGAGUGCUUCGGCCUCCUCGGAGUCAACGGCGCCGGCAAGACCACCACGUUCCAGAUGCUGGCCGCGCUUAUCAGUGCGUCGUACGGCGACGCUAGCACUGCGGUGGCCAAGCUCAGCGCCAACGCCCGCAGAUGGCAGUCGCAGGUCAGUUACUGCUUCCAGCUUGGCGGACUGCUGGACAGACUGAACGCCUACGAGUACCUGUACCUGGUCGGUCGGCUUCGAGGCAUCGCAGAGAGCGACUUGAUACCCAUGGUGGAGAACGUUAUAUCAGUCGUAGAUCUCAGGGAACAUGCUUUGAAGCAAUGCGGAGUCUACAGUGGAGGCAACCGGAGGAAGUUGUCCAUAGGCGCUGCGCUGUUGGGCCUCCAGCCGUUCGUCUUUCUGGACGAGCCGUACGCUGGUGUGGACGUCGUUUCUCGAAACAAGAUUUUUCGAGCCAUCGCCGAGGUCAAGAAGCGCUCGAAGACCACUUUCGUGCUGACGUCCCAUAAUGUGUACACCACAUAUCUGUCUGCCCACAGCAUGGACGAGUGCGAGUUUUCCUGCGACCGCAUUACGAUCAUGGUCGCGGGCCACAUGAUGUGCCUGGGCACACUCCAGCACCUGCGGGAGAAAUUCGGCAAGGGCUUCCGGCUGGAGUUCCUACUCAAGCACACUGCCGCAGCCGAUGCGCCAAAGCUUAAUGCAGCAGUGCAACAGCUCUUCAAAGGAAUAGAAUUAAAACAAUGUCUCCAGAACCUGCUCUCCUAUCACCUUGCGGUGAGAGUGCCCUGGAGCGAGAUCUUCACCAAGGUGGUGGGCCUCGAGAAAAACUUCCAACUGGAGCACGCUCUGGUCGCGGAGAACACACUGGAGGACAUAUUCUUGAACUUUGCCAAAGCUCAAGAAGCAGCCCCAGAGUCGGCUACUGGGGAUGCUACCGCUUCAACAGCGACCUCGAAGCAGUCGGCCGCCACAGCAGCCUCACCGACCGCUACCGCCUCCGCAGUCCCCACGUAA